UGAUGUGGUUUUGCAGAGUUCACUUCCGCAUAGGUGUUUUAGCCGGGGUUGAAGUGCUCCUCCUCUUUAAGACACAUUCAUUGGUUGUUCUUCAAUAGACUUAAACCUGCAUUUCGUGUUUUUUUGCUUUAAACUGUUGUAUGAAUGAAAUAAUCCGGAAGUGCUUCCCGCCCACAGACACUUCCUCACUGUGCUCCUCACUCGGGAAUGGAGAAUGGAGUUUGGGCUGUGUGAGUUAAUCCACUGUCUGCUGGCUCUGGCUGUCUUCGUCUUGCUCUUGCUUGUUGUAAUCGCCCAUGUCACUGCUGGGAUGGUGGAGCAGAGGUGUGAUGAGAAGGAGAAGUACUUCCUCACUGCAGCGGGCCUGAAGGAGCCUUUCCCCAGUCUAUCUGAGCCUCCUUCGCUGGAGCUCUCUGUGGUGGUGCCAUCCUACAACGAGGAAUCCAGAUUGCCUGUUAUGAUGGAAGAAGCCAUGGAGUACCUCGAGAAAAGACGGAAGAAAAAUCCUUCAUUUACCUAUGAGGUCAUUAUAGUGGACGAUGGCAGCAAAGACAAAACCACAGAGGUUGGCUUAGGAUACACAGAGAAGUACGGGGAGGAUAAAGUGAGGGUACUGACACUAGUGAAGAACCGGGGGAAAGGGGGUGCUGUGCGGAUGGGCACUCUGCGCACUCGUGGACGUCUCAUCCUGAUGGCCGAUGCAGACGGAGCCACAAAGUUUGCUGACAUUGCGAAGGUGGAGGCUGGACUACAGAAUCUCAGUCCAAAGCCAGAGAACAUGGCCAUCUCUUGUGGGUCCAGGGCUCACCUGGAAAAAGAAUCAGUGGCUCAGCGCUCUGUGUUCCGGACUUUCCUGAUGUACGGCUUCCACUUCUUGGUGUGGUUCUUCUGCGUCAAAGGGAUCAAGGACACGCAGUGUGGCUUUAAGCUCUUCACUCGUGAAGCAGCACUGAGGACAUUCAGCAGUCUGCAUGUGGAGCGCUGGGCAUUUGAUGUGGAGCUUCUGUACAUUGCCCAGUGCUUUAAGAUACCUAUAGCUGAAGUGGCAGUCAACUGGACGGAGAUAGAAGGGUCAAAGCUGGUGCCGUUCUGGAGCUGGCUACAGAUGGGAAAAGAUCUCAUCUUCAUCAGACUACGUUAUAUCACCGGUGCCUGGAGAUUGGAGUAUCCACGGAAAUCCGAGUAGGCCUUGCUGCUGUUGGUGUGUGGAUUUACAUGAGCACGCUCCAGUGUGUUCCACGUAACACCCACAAACAAUUGCUACAAAUGAUAGUGACAUACUGUUGCAGUUUGCAGUCAGUGAAUGAGAUUACUGCAAACUGUGUAGUAGCUGCAGUCCCUUUUUUAUGAUGUCAUGGUAUUGCCCAGAUGAACUGUUAAUAUUAAUGUUGAGUUCUGAAAAAUGUGGUGAUUGUCAUUUGUAAAAAACUUGACAUGCUCAGCCAAAUAAAAGAACAACACACACAA
This is a messenger RNA of Pangasianodon hypophthalmus (striped catfish), 1467 nucleotides long. RefSeq names its product ALG5 dolichyl-phosphate beta-glucosyltransferase (gene alg5). The transcript is spliced from 10 exons. Gene Ontology annotation, cellular component: endoplasmic reticulum membrane. The coding region runs from base 215 to 1186 and encodes 323 amino acids. NCBI's taxonomy places the organism in Eukaryota, Metazoa, Chordata, Actinopteri, Siluriformes, Pangasiidae. The record is from RefSeq and is a predicted model, not a curated record.